Apis mellifera (honey bee) is the source of this 1910-nucleotide messenger RNA. RefSeq names its product WAS/WASL-interacting protein family member 3. Bases 660 to 1157 code for a protein of 165 amino acids. Lineage: Eukaryota; Metazoa; Arthropoda; Insecta; Hymenoptera; Apidae. The transcript is spliced from 3 exons. The record is from RefSeq and is a predicted model, not a curated record.
UCUUCUCUCUUCGGGUGUAGAAAAAAGCAAAAAAAAAAAAAUAUGAAAUUUAUCCUUACGAGGGGCGAAGAUCACAAACGGCCAUGUUUUUCCACAUUGUUCUCCCGCCUGAAAGAGAGAGAAAACAAAUGAAAUGAGUGGCUGAAUAAAGGAAGAUCGGAUCGUCCAGGUAACCAACAAACAAAACAAGCAAAUUCAUCACUUCGUGACCACCUUUCAUCCGCGCACCGUCAAAAUUUCAAGUGACCCCGGAAACAGACUCCGAAGCGUGUUAAUGUCGUCGUUUCUCGUUAGAUUGGGCCUGGUCCAACAUCAGGGGAUCGACGACAUUAAAAUUCGUGGACAUGGAAUGGAUAUAUUGGCAUAAUUCCCUAUAAUUACACUCCGCAAUAGAAGAAAGUAAACAAUUUUUUUCCCAUUUCAAUAAAUUCAUUCGUGCUCGCGAUAAUUUAAUAGAGAAUAAGAAUUUUAUAUCAAUCUUUUUCCUGAAAACACCGAUCGAAUAAUAUCGUAAUAAUAAAAUUAAUCCAUCUCUUUUCUUUCUUUUUUUUUUUUUUUUUUUUACUCUUCCAACAGCUAGAAAUCCGAUAUUCGAUAAUUGACUGUAAAAUUGAUUUAACUCAAUUUCUUGUUUGGCGCAAAAAGAAUACUCCAGAGAUAUGUCGUGUUAUCGCUCUUGCUGUUCCCCAUGCUGCUCUCCACCAUCCUGUCCUCCGCCAUCCUGUCCUCCAUCCUGUCCUCCGCCACCCUGUCCUCCACCACCCUGUCCUCCACCCACUAUCGUAUGCAGACCAGCCUGCCCCCCUCGUUGCCCCCCUCAACCAACUAAAACAACAUGUCGCAUUCCUGUUAACACCAAGGGGCAAGGAGUUCAAUUGGUUUCUUUCGAAAGGAAUCGAGGACCAGACUCGUGUAAUCUAACGAGAAUCAUCGACAGAAGCGUGAUACUGAUCGAAUUUUUAUUACAGGAAAAAAAAAAAGGGAAAUAUAUCCGAGAUUUAUCGAAGAAAAAUCUCUCGCUAGAUAAGACAAUGAAGAUAAUUCGUAUGGAAGAAACUCUUGAUCAACGAGAAACUCUCAUCAUUAUAAACGUCCAUCUGACUAUGUCGAAUAUGUUGCGGCGAAAGAAGCACGAUGAUUCCAAUUUCGUUCAUUGAACUUUUUAACUCAAAUCGCUUUCCAAUUAGAGAAACCUGAUUUUACCCUGAAAUCGUCAUAGAGAAGAGAAUUAAAAAGAAAAAAAAAAAAUCGCAUCGAAUAAUCCAAAGAAUUAAUCGAUUAAACGCAACCAACCGCGGUCUUAUUAUCGAAAAAAAAAACGACGGCUUUUGUUCGAAAACGACGCGAAAUCAAAAAUGGAGAAAUCAUAGACGAGGAAUUUUAUUGAAAGAAAGUCAUCGCUAUUUUUUCAAUUUCAGAUAAUUUUAAUCGAAUGCCCCGCUAUUUCCACGCGAGUUCCACGUUUACGUUGCAUCGGCAUGUAUUUUUCCUCCCUAGAUAAGUGCAACGGUGAUGCAACGUGAAAGAACUACGUGGAAAAGAAUCGAUGCUUAUCGAUAAAUAUAUUAUCGAUCUAUAUAUAUAUAUAUAUAUCCCAUCAUAUCAUCAUUCUUAAGUGGACGAACGUGAGUACGAUGUACUUCAGUAUUUGAUCACGUUGAUCGCAAUAGAAAACAGGUACCAUUCAUUUUUUACUGUGAUUUUUUUUUUUUAUGAAUCAAGUCACGUUGUCAAGGUUUUGGUACGGUUGCGACAACGGAAUGACUGAUUUUGUCGUAUCACGUUCGAGGUGAAAAUUUUGAAGUUAUUCUCAGAGUUUAUCAACCUCAAAUAAAACGGAAAAAAAUAUACUAUCACGUAUUCUGUGUGCUUCUUUUUGUACAUGAUACGUAAUAAAAAUAGCAAAAGUA